CAUUGCAAAUGGAGUUGAUACAAAAGCUAUAUUUUUAACUUUCUAAGGAAAACGCUGUCUAUCGUCAAUGUAGUCAGCUUGACAGCUGUGUAGCGCAAAGCAGUGCAGUAGAUACGGGAGUCUGCGAUACUUUCUGUUACCUUUUUCCGUGUUAAAUAACGGAGUCUCCCUCAUUAUUUUAACUCUGUAAUGUAGAACAACUAGCCAACGUUAGCUUAACUUAAAGAGGACAGUGGACACACGGCACCGUGAGGCGGUUACCUUUUUAACCGACACCCGCACAUCUCACCGCUCCUCUGUUAUGGGACUUUGCCAAAGAAAUUUUGUUCUGGGAUUAUGAAAGGUCAGUUCUUUGCCUGUCGCUCCGUAGCUAGAGGACCAAAGGCAAGCCAUGACAACUAGCCAGCGUUAAAUGUGGGUCCGUUCACACUUUAAUGACUGACUGGUUGUCACCAUGCCGAGCCAAACGACGUCCCCGCCGCUGACAGUGACUGUCGUGGCCGCGCUGUGGGUCAGUUUGGGUCGGUGCGGUGUCUCCGAUUCUCCGGGGCCAGGAUGUGACAAUGGAAAGCUGUCUUUGGACAGGGACCUGCCUGCGGAUGCUGGAUAUUGGGACUGUUCAACGUCUGCUUGGCCAGAGUCUACUCAGAGACCCUCUAGUACUGACAAAGUGUAUGAUCCUGAGCCAGCCAGGCAGAUCUGUAUGGAUAAACCUAUCUCCUACAAUCACACCAUUCCCAACAGUGGAGCGUACAGACCAGUGAGGGCAGAGAGUGGAGAGUACUUGUACUGUCCUCCUCAACGGUGGCUCAAUAACUUGCGCCAUGGAGCUACUGUUUUGCUCCACCACCCCUGUGCUCCUCUCAAUGAGCGUCUCCUUCUGUCUGUCCUGGCCCGCUCCUGUUUGUCAGACUACAUCAUUACCCCACAUCCACAGCUCAGUAAACACAGGCCAAUAGCUUUGGUGUCCUGGGGCCGCACUGUGGAGCUGUCUACCGUGGCCUCCUCAGACGUCUGUGAUUGGCUGGAGGCCACAACAACCACAAGAAAUAAGUUCAGCGGUGUGAACCACAUCAGAGAAUACAACUUGCUGUUGACCCGGCCAGCUAAGCAGCACCGGCUGCAACACACACAUCCAGAGGAACGGUCAACAAAAAUGAAGGAGUCUCUGAAGCAAUGCUGUGAGCACACCAUCUCUUCUCUGCUGAAUGAAGCAAAGGAGCCAGAGCUGGAGUCCAGCAUGAAGAAGGAAAGUUUGAAAAAAAUGGAAAAGGGAGGGAAAAGAAGACAGAUUCGAGCUCCCAUCACAGAAAAACAAGAGAAUGUUAGGGCUGAAAACGAGAGAGACAACACAAUGCACGCAUUCAAGUCUCUGACCAGCCAGACCAACAGAACCAUCCUCAGAAGGAAAGGGGGUGUCCAGAAUUACAACAACACACUUGGACCAUCGGCAGAUUCUCUUCCAGAUAACAGGACUCUCUCAGAUCCGCCUGCUCCAAGGGAAGCUCCUUCUCAAUCUAAGAUACAAAAUCUGAAUCUGAGCCUUACACCCAGGCCCACAACUCCUUUGGGUUCAAAUAUGUCUACAAUUAGGAAUGAUUCUUUAGCAUUUGGGGAUUCUGAGUCUGAGAAAGGUUGGCUGACGAUACAGAGAGCAACACUGCAGCUCAGCCCUAAACAUACUGACCCCAAAAACACACACCCCUCAGCUGACAUGGAUGUUCUUGCACAUGGUGUGAACAGUGAACAUAACCACACUGCAAGGCCUGAAGCCCUGGCCCUAAGUUCCAAAGAUGAAGGUACAGACUCAGCCAAAGAGAGAAAUAAAGACUCUGCUGAACGCAGCAUGAAAGAGAACAACUCUCAAGAGAAAAACUAUGCUAAACAUAUCACAGCAGAUGGCAGGAUGAAGAAUAAUGAAGUAGUAGAUGUAAAAGAAAGAGAGUUGGAGCCUAAGCAAAUACACAGUGCCACACAUUCUCACCACAAAAGUGAAAACAAUGGCUUUGAUUCUGUUUCCAAAUCCCAAUCAGAGUCUCCACCCCAGCCACAACAACACCCAAACCCACAUCCAGCCAUUUACCUGCCUAACAGCCAUGAGUGUGACAGCUGCAAGACAGGCAAACACUGUGACUGCACCAAGGCGUCGGGAGCCGAGGCCCAAGCUACCGUUGUGAAUACGGGGUUGCCGAGGACCCCCAGGACGGACGAGGCGGUGUGGGCAGCAGCAGCACUGGGCUUCCUGUUGGUUCUCCUGACGCUGUCCGUCCUUCACACUCGCCUGUACCGCCACUGGAGGACCACGCCUAGUCUUUACUGGCACGACCCACGGCAGGACUACGACAGUGUGGCAGAUGUGAUCCGCAGGAGGCUGCGAAUUGCGAACAGGAGGCGGAAAAGGGGCAGGAGACAGGAGUGUGUUCUCCUGCCAAGCUCCUCCAGCUCAGAUGAACUUCCGUGAAAAAAUGAAGGGAAACAUCCCCAAGAAUGAGCCCAAGUCUCAUUGCAAGUAGAGGAGAUGAAGAGCGGACUUUGUAUCCCCAAAACAGAAGCGGGAUAUGAUGAAUAUAUCAGACCUGUCUUUUAUCUGGAGCGGUCUUGUACCUACAGUAUGCUGUUUAUCUGACAGGGCUGGACUGGAUCGCCUUUAUCACAAGGGCAGAGGUCUUGCUGGAUAACCAUACUGCAGCAGCUAAAGGGUGAGAUAGAUCCUGUGUCCAAACUGAGUGGACACAAAGUAAUUUGCCAGAGGACUCAUCCGUGUGGUUGCAUCUGGAUUGUUACCUGCCAUGACAGCAUGGCUGGUAUUGUUUUCAACAUGUGACUCUGUCUAUGUGUUUGUGUGUGUGUGUGUGUGUGUGCGCGCGCACGUGUAAUCACGGUUUUCCUGGAGACUACUACUGUAGCGGGAACUACCACAGAGGUGGUUUGGAGUAAUUUGGCAGGAGAUUAUACGUCCGUCUGUCUGUGGACAGAUUUUGUCACCGCAAUAGCAUCACAGGGCCGAGGUCAAAGAUGGGCGUGGUUCAACCCAUGAGUACUGAGUACCCAUGUAAUAUUGUAGUAAUAACUACAGAGUACUGAUUUAAUAAUGUACUCAUUACAUCAGUACUCAUGGGUCAAAACGUCAACAUGUUGACGCACGUCGUGAUUGGUGCGAUCCCGUCGCAAAGUGGUCUCUAGUUUGGGACCAUUAUUAAUUCUGUUUCUCCUUGUGAAGGAAGCCAUGAAAAGGAGAAAGAGCGCUGUACUAUGAACAGCAAGACCGCAGAGGUAAAUGACUUCUUACCAGAUAGUGUAUACAUAAAGACUAACUUAGUCUUAACUUAAACUCAGUAGUCCAAAACUACAGUCCCUAUUUAACAGCCAUCAAAGAAUAAUUCCGAAAGAAUCAAACCCUAUAAUUGUUGCAUCAAAGAAUCCAAGAGAAGCCCUCAGGUUUUAUUUUGUGCAACGGAAAUUUUAGGUUUUUGAAUGACUUCUCAUAAUACAUUUGUGUGAUCAGAGUCUCCUGCACAGCGCUCAGUGUAUAGGGCCCCCUUUUUACACUCAAUGUAUUACAAUCCAUAUUAAGUUUCCAGCUCUGGCCUUAUCAAAUGUUCUGCCAAUGGAUGGUUUUUAUUGUGUCACAUUUUGUCUUUGUUUUUAUAAGUAGGAGUAUGGUAAUAUCAUGCUGCUUUGACCUGUGAAAGUUUAGUAUGUGAAACUUUUAAGUUGCUGUUCUAAGCAACACUGCGUGCGCAGUAUGCGUAGUCACUGAAUGGUACGCACAUGAAUCGCUGUAUUUUAAUGAUGUUUUUAGAUGGACUUUAGAGAAGGAUUUACAUAGACAAUAAAUUCGUUGAUGCAAGUAUUGAGUGUGUGGACUCAUGUUUGAUUUUUUCUCAUAUCUUAUAACAUCAUAAGCCAGUGUUGGCCUAUAAACUUUAUUAUAACUCUCACUUAAAGCUGGACCAAUACUUGAUU
Molecule: messenger RNA, 3966 nt
Organism: Xiphias gladius (swordfish)
Lineage: Eukaryota; Metazoa; Chordata; Actinopteri; Istiophoriformes; Xiphiidae
Gene: tp53i13
Product: tumor protein p53 inducible protein 13
Exons: 9
Coding region: 455-2461 (668 amino acids)
Cellular component (GO): cytoplasm
Source: RefSeq, a predicted model, not a curated record